AUGAGUGACACUAGAAAGCGAAGCAGCAUCUGGCUGCAGUUUAAAGAUAUUGGGAACAAGAAAGCAGAGUGCCUUCACUGCAAAACGAAGGUCACUAUAAGAGCAGGUUCCACCACAAACCUGCAUAGACAUACAAGAACUGUCCAUCCUACAGUGCAGUUAGAGGAGAGAGGGCAAGCCAGCUCACCAUCUACUGAUCCUGGUGUGUCUCAUACCAGAACAACAGCUGCUGUAACGUCUACUGCCAUCCCCAUGCGUGCAAGUAUAACCUCUCCUACUGCAACUCAAAGCAAAAUAAGUCAGUUUUUACCUAAACUGAUGACCCCAGCCAAACAGCACAGUAUUGAUGAUGAGUUGGCUAAAAUGGUAGCUUCUGAUUUUCAACCCUUUGCAGCUGGUGACAGCCGAGAACCAAUGGACAGUAACUGUGCAGAAAGUGAAGGAAUUAGUUGCAGCUCUUUGUUCAGCCAUGGACCGCAAAUUUCUGCGGAUGGAGUACAACACUGUCCUUUCAGAAACUACCUUAUUGGAUCCAAGGUUUAAAAAACUUGCCUUCAGUGAUCGUAGAGCUGUUGAUGAAGCUCUUCAGAGGAUUAGUGCAGCAGCAGCAGCAAAAUGCACCCCCAGCAGCCAGCCAGCUCCACCAUUACAGGGCCAAGUGGAGGAGGAGCAGCAAACCUCUGCUGUUUGGAGGCUUUUUGAUGACAGAGCUACAGGAGAUGCUUCAAGGAGAAAUCCGACAGCUGAUGCUAUAAUGGAGGUGAGGAGCUACCUUGAGGAGCCCCUCAUCCAGAGAGCAGAAGACCCACUGAGCUGGUGGCAGGCCAAGGCCUCAGUCUUUCCACUCCUGGUGAAGGUGAUGGAGGGGGAGACUAUGUAUUGUUGCCACAUCAGUUCCUUCUGAGAGAAUCUUCUCCAAAACAGGGCAGAUACUCACGGAGAGGCGAAAUCGUAUCAGGCCUAUCAGCCCAUCCAAGCUGAGGCAUCUGAUCUUCCUGAAUGCCAACCUGCCCUGAGGACUAAUGCUGUUUGCUGGAGUUUGGUUCUGGUUUUGAUUCUGUUCUGUGGAUUUGUUUGAAGUUUAUUGUUAAUUUGUGCAAUAAAAAAGUUUAAUUGAAAUAAACAAAUGUAAGAGUGGUUUUGUCACAGAAUAAAUGCACAGAAUUAGGCAUUAUAAGGUCUCUCAUAAAAACACUGAAAGCAAAAGGGUUUUCAACACAUAAACCAUGAUUUUUUUUUCAAAGUUAAGGUAAAAUAUAGGCUACAAAAGAUCCUAAAUAAAGAGCCGUUCGGGAGUCGAAAGAGCCGGCUCUUCUUUGGGAGCCGAGUCAAAAGAGCCGGCUCUCAGAAAAGAGCCGAACUUCCCAUCAUUAGUAUGUGCAGAUGUAGAGAGAGAGAGACAGUUAACUGUUGAUUUGUGAAUGUUAAUUUCACUUGCUUUGGCAAUGUUAAUAUAUGUUUCCCAUGCCAAAUAAGCCCCUUUUAAUUGAAUUGAGGGAGAUAAUCACUUUUGAGCAUUCAAUUUAGCAUAGUGUAAAACUGUGCCCCCGCACAUUGACUCUGUACCCCCUGUAUAUAGCCUCGUUACUGUUAUUUUAUUGUUGCUCUUUAAUUAUUAGUUUUUUUUUCAAAUUUUUUCUUUUUCUUUCUUUAUUGUUUACUUCAGUUUAUUUAAUAAAUACUUUCUUAACACUUAUUUUUUUACCUAAAACCGCAUUGUUGGUUAAGGGCUUGUAAGUGAGAAUUUCACUGUACGGUCUACACCGGUUGUAUUCGACGCAUGUGACAAAUAAAAUGUGAUUUGAUUUUAUCUCAAUUUUAUCAUUUUCUCACAGCAGGAAAAUAAUCCUACAGCAACAGGAAAUGUGAAUUAUUGUGUGGAUUACAAUAAUUUGACAUUUUUGUACAGGUUGAUACAUUUUUUGUUUGGGCAAAUCAGGUCAAACAUUUUAAAGUGGAAAUUAUAAAGUUUAGAUACCUUUUUAAACAACAACAAGGUGAUCAAAUUAAGAUCCUACUCCCGUAUACAUUCAGAGAAGUAGGCCAAUUGUUGCAACAAUAGUCGUGUUCACAACUGAAGAGUCUUCCUUUCAGUGAGCAUUAAGGGAUGUUGGUGACGUAUACUCAUACCAAUAAAAAGCCUUAUUUUAACUUCCUGUGUUGGCUGAUGUAACUACAUGAAGUUCAUGAUGAUCAGCUGAGAUGCCAUACUGUUCUUUUCUCCUGCGGGAACAUUCAGAACUCACACACACACCGAGACACAAACAUACACAUCAGCACUGACUAUAGCAUAAUUAGAUAUUGUUGUUUGUGUAAGUAAUACAGAUGUAAGAUCUUAAUUUGAUCACUCUUUUGUUGCUGAGAAUUGUCCUGCACAGCAGGAAACACAAACUUGUAGUGUAUUCAAAGUUUUUAAAAUGCUUUAAAAGUUUGUAAUUACCCACUUUAUAAUGCCAGACUUGAUUUGCCCUAACGAAAAAAAAUUCAAACCUUACAAAAAGUGUCCAUUAAUUGUUGCUGCAGGAUUAUUUUCCUGCUGUAGCAAACUGGCUCAAAUUAAGAUCCUACAUCUGUAGCUAAAUUAGCUAUGCAAAGUGCCAGAUAGGUAACCAUUUACAGUAACUGCUGUUCAUUAUUACUCUGUCAAUAAACACUAUCAGCUGACAGAAGAUCUAGCUAAAUUAGCUCCAGAAAGAAAUUGAGAAAACUGACUUUUCUCAAGCAGGUAGUAGCUCUGGCUGGGCAGCUUACUCUUGUAGCAGGUUGAGGGACUAAUUUACUUCCACUAGAUACUACUAGCUAGCAUAACUAUAGCCAGUAACCAGGUAGGGCUAGCUAGCUAGCUAGCCAGCCUGCUAAGUAGUCAGUAGCUAGCUAGCCAGCUAAUGCAAGCCAACUUUGUUCAGUUGUUGAGUUUGUUAUAUUGGCAUACUAACUUCAAAAUAAGUUCUACAACUUAACUAACAUGAGUAGUUUGAUCUUCCUGUCACACUCACACAGCCGAAACCUUUCUUUGUGCUGCCAACCUAGGCUGUAAACACACACUCCUAAACUCCGUCAAUAUUCUACGCGGGGGCGUGUACUUCCUGGUAUGAACUAAACGAAAAUAGAAAUUGAAUAAAUGUUGUUAUUUGUUUUCAAUUCUUUCCUGUCUAAUUUUGACAACAUAAAUGACAAAACAAGUCGAUUUCCGAUGUUCGUUUUUGACUCUGACUCGGAAAUCAAAGUUACGAAAUGUACACAGAAGCAACGCGAAGCAGCAGUUCAGGCAAUCUUGAAAGUCAGUACAAUACUUGGCAAAUAAAUAAAUAAAUAAAUAAAUAAAUAUAUAUAUAUAUAUAUAUAUAUAUAUAUAUAUAUAUAUAUAUAUAUAUAUAUAUAUAUAUAUAUAUAUAUAUAUAUAUUUGAAAAAAUUGAUUUGACAAGCAGUAGACAUUUAGAAUUAAAUGUGGAGUGGAACUAUAUAGUUAAGCCGAAACAUCACGUGCCCAUCAUACUUUCCGUUUCCAUUAGGCUAAAAAUCUCUGAAAGUUUUUUUUUUCCCGACAUUGUCGAAUAAACUUCGGUCAAUGGAAACCUGCCUAGGCUUCUUCUGUAUUCUCAUCACGCAGCGUGGUUUCUCUUUCCCUCAAGUCUCCGCCCCAUUACAAAAGUACACAUCAAACUCUCCAGAUCUGCCACAAGCAAAUAUAGCCAACGGAACAUUUCAGUGUCGUUGGAUUACACAGAAAAUCUCUUGGGCAACAUGCAAUCUACGGUGUUUACUAUAUUGUUAGUCAAACUAUUAUGCUUAACUUUACAUGGAAUGACAGGUCAGUACUUCUCUUUUGACCUUACCAAAGCAUAGUCUACCAUCGUGCUGUCAAUCGAUUGGCUUUGAUUGUAGAUGUAUGUUUAAAGCCAUUCAAUAAUACGACUCAGUGUUUGGGUUACGAAAGCCUUUUGUUGACAUUCCUUUAUAAUUUCACAGUCUUUUUAUAGGCUACAUUUAUUUAACACUCUUAUACAUUCCUCAAUCUCUUUUACUGUCAAUAGUGGGAACCAAUGGUAACACUUCACAUUUGGUCUCUGUUACAUUGACAUGCUGAUGAUGUAGGCUAAAUAUAUACAUACACAUAGGCUAAAGGUUUUAUCCAGCAUGAAUGACCCAUAUACUGUAUGUGGUCAAGAGUGUUCAUCUCGAGGAAGCACAGUGCAAUAGGCUUCCUUUCUCUAGUACCUCUUAAAAUAGUCCAAGACAGACACAAGACCAUUUUCCCCAUCUGACUCAAUACCCUCUUUAUCGAUAGCCUGUAAUCCCGCAGCAUGAUGUGUAUUUGUCAGUAUGUUCAACUGUGUAUAUCUGUGCCUUACAGCAGUGUUAGCUGAACUUCCAAUUCCCAGUAACGUCAGGAUUACCUCCAUCAACAUGGGACUAGUGUUGGAGUGGGAUCCCCCUCAGAACCACACAGAAAACCUCACCUACAGAUCAGAAUACAAAUGGUAAUAUGAAAAACAACACAACACAACCAAGUGAGGGUGAACAUUGAAAUAUGACGAACUUCCUCCUAUGGGUGCUGGGAAAUGACACACCCACAAGUUGUCUUCCCCAGAAGACUCUGUGUCACACACACACACACACACCACACACGUCAACAUACACUCACUAUAUUUAUAAGGAAUUGGUGCAACUAUUUCACUCCUAUUUCACUCUGCUUUUCUAUUACACAAUAUUUGUCAGAAUGGGUUUCAGGCAUACAAACACUGUACAAACAGCUUACAAACACUGGACAAACAGCUUACAAACACUGUACAAACAGCUUACAAACACUGGACAAACAGCUUACAAACACUGGACAAACAGCUUACAAACACUGGACAAACGCUUACAAACCUGGACAAACGCUUACAAACCGGGAAAAACACUUACAAACACUGGACAAACAGCUUACAAAACAGCUUACAAACAGCUUACAAACAGCUUACAAACACUGUACAAACAGCUUACAAACACUGGACAAACAGCUUACAAACACUGGACAAACAGCUUACAAACACUGGACAAACAGCUGACAAACAGCUUACAAACAGCUUACAAACAGCUUACAAACAUUGUACAAACAGCUUACAAACAGCUUACAAACGCUGGACAAACAGCUUACAAACACUGGACAAACAGCUUACAAACAUUACAAACGCUACAAACAGCUUACAAACACUGGACAAACAGCUUACAAACAGCUUACAAACACUGGACAAACAGCUUACAAACAUGUACAAACAGCUUACAAACAGCUUACAAACAGCUACAAACAGCUUACAAACAGCUUACAAACAGUUAACACUGAACUAGCUACAAAACACUUCAAACAUUGACAAACAGCUUACAAACAGCUUACCAAACAUGGGAACACAAAGCCAUGACCACAUACAAACAUGAUGUCUUGUAUAGAACACAGGGGCAAACUCAACGGGCAGACUACCAGCUGUAUGUGGAACAACAGUACCCUGAAGCAACAUGUAACUCAACCAGUCAUACGCUAAACAACAUGGAGAGUACUAUUUUCCACAGUAGAGGGUAGAAACGAAACGUACUGGCAGGUGAGAACAUCACGGGUGGUAAGACGGAGGACAGCUUUGUCAAUGGAUAACAAGUGAGUUCCUAGUUACCCAUCUGUAACGUCACAACACAUUUAUAACCUAUACAUACUACAUUCAUACAGCACAUAAGACAUACAUGAGCAUUUCAUAGUAGUUCUUGCACUAGAGACGGGUAUGAAAGUGUAAUAACAGGUACUGUUAAGCCAGAGGUUGGGUAAAGCACAGUGUAUGAUUAAAGACUGGAGCCUGACAGCUUUUGCUUUUUAAUGGACUAUGGUGAUCCACUAGUAGGUGCCAUGUCAUUUCUUUACCCCUGACCUGAGAGGUGGCCACUUCCUUUAGGUCACUUCCUUUCCCGUGUCUCUCUCCACAGCCACCCUAGGCCCUCCCAGCGUGACGCUAGUCUCCAGUGGUGCUGAUAUUGAAGUGAGCAUCAACGACCCAGUGCUCAGGAUCUCUGAGUUUAAAGAUGUCUACAACCGUGUAACCUAUAACAUCACCUACUGGAAGGAGGGCCAGGAGGAGUGGGAUACAUAG
Messenger RNA from Coregonus sp. 'balchen', 6117 nucleotides. Lineage: Eukaryota; Metazoa; Chordata; Actinopteri; Salmoniformes; Salmonidae. The record is from the annotation of a GenBank genome assembly.